This is a messenger RNA of Phodopus roborovskii (desert hamster), 1550 nucleotides long. It is a transcript of the gene Saxo5, whose product is annotated as testis expressed 45. The record is from RefSeq and is a predicted model, not a curated record. NCBI's taxonomy places the organism in Eukaryota, Metazoa, Chordata, Mammalia, Rodentia, Cricetidae.
GGCGGUUGUCACAAGCUCAGGCCUUUGUCUUCGACCCUCGCAGGUGGCGCCGAAACAUCACCAUGCCCGUGUGCCCGAUGUCCCUGGAGUUUCUCAAGGCCUCCCACUUCGCUCUGGGCCCCGAUCCGCGGCUGCACGACGACACUAUGCAGUGCACGACGCACCGGGACUUUCCAGCCUAUUCCGGCAUCACCCCAGCGCAGCGCCCAGCUUCGCCACCGCACGCCACAGUCUUCCAAAGGGAAGGGCGCUGGGCCGCCCAGAAGCACGUGUCCGAGGUGCGCCGCGCGUUCUCGCCACCACCCGAGUUGCCGUCGUGGGAUGAGCUGCGGGAGCGCAAAAUGGAGCGCACGCGAGUCAUGCAGAUCAGCAACCUGCACGUGCACGCGGACGCGCGUCCUGGCCUCAACCUGUCCACCGCACGUACUGACUACCGCUGGCCUGAGCUACCGCCGCACGCCCGCGAGGAUAUCCGAGGCGCGCGCCUCAUCUUCGACCGCGACUCGGUGCCCUCAGGCGACAGGGAACAGCUGCGCAUCCCUCCCACCUCUUACCAGGCACACUACCGGCCAUAUGAUGCUGCGCCUCAGCCCCGGGUGCCCAGCAUCCACCUGGGGGGCCCCAACAACCUGAAGUGGAACUACAAGGGACAGGAAGAAACCUCCUACAAGAAUCAGUUCCAGGCCCUCCCAGGCCCACCUGCCUUGAUGUGUAAAAGGGCAGCCUCCAGUGUGAACCUAGGAGACUGCAGGGAUGGCUACAGCAACCUUUGCUCAUACAUGAAACAGAUGUACAUGCCUCAGGAGCUGCCACCACACAGGUAUGACAAGGCCCAGACUGCAGCCCACAUUCACCAGGUGAGCAUUGGUCCUGGCGACAGCCUGUUCCAUGACAGGACCACAAUGAACGACCACUUCUACCCCCGAGAACCAGAGCCUUUUGUUCUCCAUCAUGAUAAGACCCCGGAGUCGCACAUCCUGAAAGGAAACUGGUGCCCUGGCCCUGGCAGCCUCGCGACUUCCACAAAGUUCUUCUAUGGUGAGCCGCCUCCUGUGACUCAGCCUCCCAGCCGACAUGUGUCCCAUGAGAAACUGAAGGAUCACGUGACCCUGGGAGAAGCAAGGCUGCUCCGAGACUUCUUCCAAACCUCCAUGGGCUCAGACUACCGCCCUCCGGACACCAAACCAAUACAUAGAGCCUUUAACUUUUCUUUGUUGGAGAGUAACUUGCCUGAGGGCACAGGUGAAUUAGAUUUUUUAACCACGAACCAAAAGAUGAUGAAGCCGCAUGGAAUAGUUCGAGCCACCAUCACAGAAGAAUUGUUACAGAAGUGCAAAUACAGCCACAUAGAGCCCCCGCUGGGUGGACAGCGUAUCUUCUCCACCCAGUAUCAAGACCAGUUUCCUUUCAAGUACCAGGGACCACUGGUACUGAAGCUAAAUAACACUCAGGAAAGCAAUGUGCCACUGGGCACACCCCAAAAAUUUGGCUGCUGGGGACAGCUCCUGGGGCCCCAGCUCCCUCUGUACCCCUGUGUGAGCCAGCAAUAA